GUUGGGUGGGAGAAAGCCGGAGGCUAGGGAUUCCAACGUAAAUUCGCGCGUUGGUCCGGCGAGGGAAGAUCUCUCUUACGGAUCCUUUCCGUUAAAUGUGGGUCUUGAUCAAGCGCCAUGCCUUUGGAAGUGUUGCGAGGGUCCUUGAGGAUGCUAAAAAAUUCUCUGCCCAGCCACCUGCAGAAAGUCGGUCUCGAGCAUUUGCAGCUGGGGGUCGAUUAUACCAACCAAUAUAUUCAGGGAGUCAUUGUUACUUCCUAUCAAUUGACUAAACUUGGAAAUGGGACAUCUUUCUUCAAGAUAGUACUUCAAGAGUCAGACAACUCAUCUUCCAGGAAUAGCAGCAUCUACACUUUAAUAUUUGGGAAACUGGCAGAAGAUUGUGCCAAAGUUGUCCAACAAGGGGAUAUCAUCGUAGUGGCUGGAUUCAGUUUGGCAAAGUCUGCUAACGAACAUAAUAGGCAUUGCUCUCAGGUGGAAGUAUCUGAUGAAGCCGGCUCAACCAUUUAUGUUUGUACUAGAUCAUCACGAAUUAUGACUGGGACUGAAACUGUAGCCAUGCAUGUUGCUCCCCAAUACACAUAUACUCCUUUGAAUCAACUUAAAAAUGGAACUGUUGUCAACCUGUACGGGGCUGUGAAAUUCUUCAAGCCUCCAUAUUUAAGCAAAGGAACUGAUUAUUGUUCAGUGGUGACCAUUGUAGAUCAGUCCAAUGUGAAGUUGGUGUGUUCAUUUUUUAAUGCAGUCAGAGGUGCCCUUCCACACAUUUACAGAACUGGCGAUAUUGUUCGAUUUCACAGAAUAAAGAUCAAAGAAUUCAAUAAUCAGAUGCAGGGGAUUUCAGGCAUUGCAUUUUCUGCACUUACAUUUGAUGGUACUAUCGGAGCCCCAGUGAUUCCCCGAACAUCUAGCAAAACGUUUUCAUUUACUGAUGAAGACAGAAAAACUGUAGAAGACUUGCGUAUUUGGGUGGCAAGUAAUCUUUCUAAUCCAGCUCCCACGAAAAAAUUAAGGGACAUCCAGCCACCAAUGUUUUUUGAAUUCACCUGCCAGCUAGUAGGAAAAGCUAAAGUGGAUGGAUCUUCUUAUCUUCUCAAGGUGUGGGAUGGCACAAAAUGCCCUUUCCCGUCUUGUAAAGUGCUUGUUAAAGAAGAAGAUCUAGAGGGAGAUGGCAGUCUCAUCCAUCGAUUAAAACAUCUGACAGUGGAUGUUGUAGCUUAUGAUAAUCAUGUGCAGGUGGCAAAGCUACUAAAGACUGGAGAAUUCAUUACAAUGUACAACUUGCACGUCAAAACCCAAAGUUCUGAAAAGCCCAAUGUUGUACAAUUUCUUCUUCAUGGAGGCACUGGCCAUGGUCGUGGGAUUGGCGUCCUGCCAGAAAACCACCCGGAUAUCAAAGAACUAAAGUCAUUCAUGGACACUGUAGACUUGGCAGAAAGUGAGGGUGCAGAAAGAGCUUCUCCAGAGCCUGAAAAUUCUUAUAGUUUAUUAGGAUCCUGUGUAGAGAGAUGUCAGCAGUUAUCUGUUACAGUGCUAACAGAUCACCAGCAUUUUGACGUAACUACACUGAACACCAUCAGAAUGAGCAAGAUCCCCCAGCACUAUCGCAUCAGAGCUAAGCUGCUUAAAUUUGAACCUGAGAAACUCCAUCAGUCUGUUAAACUUCAUUGCCCUCAGUGCAAUUCAUUGCAAGAAAUUCCAGAUGGGACUGAACUUGAUUCAAUUUUACGAGAAGCUUCAGCUACUAGUUCAGAGCCAAACUUGCAAAAUACCUUGUUCUGCAAAUCUGUUGUGUGGGAUACUGAAAACCAGGGACAACGGCACGUAGCUGUUCAUUUUGUGGAACACAAUGAGCUCCUUCAAAGCCCAGAAGACAGUUUAGUUUUCCUAGAAGGAGGUACUCUGAAUGAAAUCUUGAAGUUCUCUAAAAAAUUUAAAGGGAUUAUACCAGUGACAUCCAAAGAAGACUGCCUUGUGCUAUUGGACCUUUCAGCUCCAUAUCUUUGGCAAGGAAACAUGCAGUAUUAUGGGUGCAAGCACUGUUCAGAUCCUAAGGCAGUGGCAAGUCUGAGCUGUCUUGCUGCACAGGAAAAUCCAUCAUGGGAACACACUUCUGUAGCACAAGUGUUAGGAAUUGUACCUCUCCAAUAUGUCUUUGUGAUGAAGUUUACAUUGGAUGAUGGAACAGGAAGAUUGGACGUAUUUCUACUGGACAGUAAAAAAUUCUUCCAAAUUCCAGCUUCUGAAGUCUUAAUCAAUAAUAUAUUUCAAGAGAGUAUGGAGAGGAUCAUGAAUAGACUUUGUCCUGCAGGCAAAACCCUAGAUGACUUGCCAUGGCUUGAAUGCUUCAUCAAGUCUUACUAUGUCAGAGAUGGAACAGAAAAACUACUUUGCUAUCAAAUUUUUGAUACUACAGUUGCUGAAGAUGUCUGAUAUCUAACUGCUGAGAAGAUUCAAAGGUUACAAUUUUUUAAAACUUUCAUUUGAAUAAAUAAGCAGCAGAUGGUUUUCUUAGUAAUGUAUUUUUCUACUAGUUCUGCCAUGCACAUAUAUAAGGAACGUAUCCCAGAAUAUUAUACCAUUUAAAUAUGGUAUGUUCUGUUUUUUCUAUAUAGAAAAUCCAUCCCUGCUCAUUGAAACUUCUUUGCAUUUCUUCAGGAUAACUUUUUUAUUUUAAAUCCAUUCAAUCAUGUCCAAUUCUCAGAGACUGCCUGGACAAGUCCCUGCAGUUUUCUUGGCAAGGUUUUUCAGAAGUGGUUUGCCAUUGCCUCCUUCCUAGGGCUGAGAGAAAGUGACUGGCCCAAGGACACCCAGCUGGCUAUGUGCCUAAAACAGAACUCAUGGUCUCCCAGUUUCUAGCCUGGUAUCUUAACCACUUCACCAAACUGGCUCUCCCAGGAUAAUUUAAUGAGCAUUAAAUUACUAAACUACUAGUGUAUCCAAAGUUCUUAAUGUAUAACCACACAAAAUGACACUAAUAAAGAGAGUAUGACUAAUGUUUCAGAGCUGAAACCCUUUAAACAACAGUCAUCUAACUUUUUUCUUGUGCAUGAAGUAAGCACAACAUAUGCUUAAUUAUGCUAUAUGGGACUGGAAACUCCAUUGUUAAGAGACAUUGUUGUAAGUCCAAGAACAAUGUGACCAUGCUCCUUAGCAAUGACAGUUCCAGCAGUCCCAGUUGCCAUCAUUAAGCGAGGAACUCACAUGACUGUGACUUGCAUCUUCCUGCCAGCUUCCCUAUUGAUUUUGCUUGUCGGAAGCCAGUGUGGAAGGUCACAAAUCAUAAUCAUGUGACCGUGGGGAUGCUGCAACAGCAGCAAGGACGAGGACCAGUGAUGACUACCACUCAUUCAGUGCCAUCAAAAGUUCAAAUGGUCACUGAAUGAGUAGUCAUUAAACCAGGACCACCUGUAUUUGGUUCAUAAACCAGCUGAUUCUGAGCCUAGCUUAACUGCUGUCAUCUCAGAGGACUUUGAUAUAAGAAGGGCAAGAACUAUGAAGUAUAAAUUGAAGUUCAUUGAAGCAGACCUAUUCUUAAAAGAGGUAUAGCUUUUCUACCCCAAGGAGUUGCAUCCUUGGGUUCUGCAUCAGUGCUAGUAACUUACAUGGCUUCCAUAUAAUCGGUUGAGUUAUUACAGUGCAGUAGCUCCAUUUACAAAUUAGUUUGCAGUGCGCACAAUACAGUUAGCUUUAUAUUUGUCCUAACAGUCAGAAGUCACGCUGAGACGAGGAGUAGAUCUCUAGAGUUUAUUACUGCAACAUAAAACAGAAUCCUAACAAACUGAAGAAGCGUGGGAAAACCCAGACAGAUAAACCCCAAAAGUUAAGGUGGGUCUGAUCUGUGUCUCUUUGAACGCUUAAUUCCUCAGUACUACGCAUGCGUUUUCUCCCCUAGAUAGAGGCCCCCUCCUGCUUGCCAUCAGUACUCAUGACAGUAUUUUAUGUUUCCAUAGCAAUGAAAUAAUCUCUUUUAUGUAAAGGAAAAAAAAAUCAGGAGCUAAACCUAUAAUGUCCACUCCACUAGAAUGCUCCUGAUUGUGCAUAUAAAACACAUGCAUUAAAGUAAUAGUAUUUGAAUCAAAUAUGUCAAAUGGGCAUAUAUUAGGGGAUGAUUAAAUUAUGAAAGAAUUUAAUACUAAAUCCUUUCAUUAAGUGAUGCAUGUGGUUGUGUUUUAAUGCAUUUCCUAAGAGCUCAGGUUGCAUGUAAUUUAAGCAGCUAAAUUUGGUCUUGGGUUACAUUCCUGCUAAUCCACUUUCCUCUUUUGUAUAAUCUGGUUUUGAUACUAGUUUCAGAUACAAAGAUUUUCAGGCCAGUAGGCAACUGUACUAACUGAUUCUCAAGAGUGAAACAAUUUACUAAUGGUUGGCUUUGUAUAUACACUGACUUGUGUAUUUAUAUAUUAAAAAAUCAUUAAAAGCAUGGAAUAAAUAUAAAUAUA
Candoia aspera is the source of this 4439-nucleotide messenger RNA. RefSeq names its product protection of telomeres 1 (gene POT1). Gene Ontology annotation, molecular function: G-rich strand telomeric DNA binding; telomerase inhibitor activity. The coding region runs from base 118 to 2433 and encodes 771 amino acids. NCBI's taxonomy places the organism in Eukaryota, Metazoa, Chordata, Lepidosauria, Squamata, Candoiidae. Gene Ontology annotation, cellular component: chromosome, telomeric region; nuclear telomere cap complex. The record is from RefSeq and is a predicted model, not a curated record. The transcript has 19 exons. Gene Ontology annotation, biological process: regulation of telomere maintenance via telomerase; telomere capping.